This is a messenger RNA of Aspergillus puulaauensis, 1896 nucleotides long. RefSeq names its product homeobox domain-containing protein. The transcript has 2 exons. The record is from RefSeq and is a predicted model, not a curated record. Gene Ontology annotation, biological process: regulation of transcription by RNA polymerase II. Gene Ontology annotation, molecular function: DNA binding; DNA-binding transcription factor activity, RNA polymerase II-specific. The coding region runs from base 1 to 1896 and encodes 631 amino acids. Gene Ontology annotation, cellular component: nucleus; RSC-type complex. NCBI's taxonomy places the organism in Eukaryota, Fungi, Ascomycota, Eurotiomycetes, Eurotiales, Aspergillaceae.
AUGAACUACAUUCACCAUCCAUACGCCUUCGCUGGCCACCCCGGCGUGUCAAUGGAGCAACACCUUGGCUACGACCCGGCAAUGGUUCACCCUUCUAUGAUGCACCCAAUGGAUGGCUAUAUUUACGCUCAUCCCCCCUUUGACAUGGUCGACUACUAUCACCAGCCUAUAAUGGAUUACGAAGAAUACGCCGAAAACCUCUCGCGGCCGAGGUUGACCAAGGAGCAGGUUGAAACCUUGGAGGCCCAGUUUCAGGCGCACCCGAAGCCCAGCAGCAAUGUCAAGCGCCAAUUAGCCGCCCAAACAAACCUUAGCCUUCCUCGUGUUGCUAACUGGUUUCAAAACCGACGAGCCAAGGCGAAGCAGCAGAAGCGACAAGAGGAAUACGAGCGCAUGCAAAAGGCAAAGGCGGAGGCCGAGGAGGCCGCCAAAGCCAAACCCGAGCCUUCGGACUCCCCAGAGUCUGCUGCCGAACCCAAUGAUGAGAAGGAGGAUAACAGCAAAGUUUCUACCCCCAAACCGUCAAAACCAUCCUCAUCUGGCAACCAAAAACAACCAUCUGAUGUCUCUGCCGGGUCAAAACAUCAGCAGACACGCAGUGAGGCUUUCCGUGCCGCCAGUCUUGCCUCGCUACAGCGAGCCUUGGAUGCAGCAGCAGCAGCACAGUACAACCCGGAUGGCCAGGGUCUGACAAGCGUGGAGGGAUCAGUGUCUCCAACCACAUCUCUCCCAACCGACACUGAUGCAUCUGUUUGGAACUCUGUAACAUCGACCGGGGAAUUGUCCGUUCCUGGGUUCGACAACUCGCAACCUCUAUCUGACUAUCCUUCGACUAAUGAUGGGGGUGCUGCUCCCUAUAACUCAAUGCAAUAUGCUCUGCAGUCUGAUGUGGAUAUCGGGCAACGGGGAUCUUCGGAUGUGCUUUCUGACUCGCUCGAGGGAAUUGGUAUUACGACUUCGCCUGGUCUCUCGCAGCUCGGUAACCGGACUGACCGAGCUCCAGCCUGGAAGGAGGCGGGCAAGGAGCUUGAUCUUGCUGCCCGCAGAAAGCGACCAAGGCCUGCUGCGAUUGGCACGUCCAGAUCAACAUCCAUACUAGCUGGGCCUCCGGCCAUGUCACCAACGACGCGGGGGCAGAACUAUGGCAGCGUGAAACACUCCAAGUCUGCACAAUGCCUUAACUCGCGCUAUGCUGGUGUUCGAAAGGCCUCUUCACAGCGUUCGCCCUUGAACAUGUCGACCUUUACGGAGGCUGGAGUACUGAGCUCUGCGAAGACCGAAUUGUCAACAAUGCUGCAGCCGGUCACAACCAACUCGCUGGCCCCGCCAACACCUUUGACGCCGGAGGACCUUCACCAUCUGCUCCCCAAUACGCCUUCUACUGAUAGCUAUUGUCUGUCGGCGCAGCCCACUAGCCACAUGUUCCCCACAACGCAACCCAUGCAGAUCAACAUUGCAUCGCCCCCAGCUACACCAUUGGGCAUGGAAAUGAUUUCCCCAUAUCAGUAUCAAGGGGUCGCGCCACCAAUGUCAGCACCGGCCCAUUUCACCUCAUUCGCGGAUUAUGGGUGCGAUAAUGGUCUACCAAGGAGGGGCUGGGAGGCGACUUCGAUGCCGUCUCCGGACGGCCCGUUCCCUGGCCAUUGUCAAAUGGACCUUUCCUCAAUAUCCUACGAGCAGGCUCUCGAGCAAAGCCACUCUGAAAGUGGAGCUUCGGGGUCUCCGUUCGGCGAUGCGGACAUGCAAACGUCGGGGGACGCAAAGGCUACAGAGUUCCAUCUGUACGAGUUCCCGGACCAAGAAGAAGCUCACCGGUUCGUGGCUCAGCAGCUUCCGUCUCAGAAGCCCAAGGCGUAUACCUUUGCGAACAACCAAACCCCAACCAACUUCGGCUGA